This is a messenger RNA of Blepharisma stoltei, 1424 nucleotides long. The record is from the annotation of a GenBank genome assembly. NCBI's taxonomy places the organism in Eukaryota, Ciliophora, Heterotrichea, Heterotrichida, Blepharismidae.
AUGGAAACUAAUAUCCAGAACCUUCUUAGCUUAGAUGAGCACGGCGGUCUCUUUUUUGUUGACACAAAUCCAGAAACUUCUUCUCCUUCACCUACAGACUCUCCGAAGCCUCGCGAUCCCCUCAUGGAAGAUUUCAAAUCUAUUCUAUUAAAUUUAUACGCUUAACGUCCCUUACGGGGUUGCCCCAUCCCAGAGCUUCCGCCUGCCCUAUGGCGCAUCGGGCACACUGGCCUCUGGGUCGACCAGCUUUGUUUCGCCAAGGUGCGUCUAGUGGUAGACGUUGCCGACUUCGACGGCUGAGCUACUUCGCUUGAGGACAUGGGUUGCCAUUCCGAAAAUCCAUAAAAAAUGGAUUUUCUGGUAGGCUUUCGGCAAAAAGGAAAACACGAAGCCUGGGACGUAACGCCCAGUUUCACGCUAGGGAGUGGCCCGAAUGGUCCUAACGGACUUGGCUGAGCUUCCCCUUUCCAACUCACGUGCCUCCUUCCCCAUGAGGAAAAAACAUCCCUGAAAAUAGACUUAGGCUAGGCUCUGAGCACCACCAGAAUUGCUUACUUAGCAUUGCCGUCCCUUUCUGAAAUGCAAAACCUUGCCGGAUAUAAUUAAAAUAUGAGUCGAGACUGCAUGGCCGGGAGGCCAUGCCCCCAGACGAAGAGGCCAUAUUUUAAUUGGAAGAUUUCAAAUCAAAUGGCCGCUACUACGAAGACCCAAACCCUCUCAUAAAGUGUUUUAAUUGCAACGAGUUUGGCCAUAUGUCCAAUUCUUGUCAAAGUAUGUCAUACAAGUUCAGGUGCAACUAUACUAUGUGAAGCCUAAUAGCGCUCUAUUGACUACGCCACAUCUAUCUCGCUUCGAGUUUGGCAUGCUUCUCAUUUUUGAAAAGUUAAUAAAGGAAUGAAAAACUCAUAUAUAUUUCCCACAAUUUUAUUUUAUUUCAUUAAAUUUAUAAAUUCUCUAAAAACGUUUUAAACUGGAAUUGAGAGGGUAGGGCAUCCUUAAAGAUUGCUAUUAGCACAUAUAUGGUAUAUUGUGGUGAACUUGGACAUACCGCGUAUUCUUGCACCCAAAUAGUUUGUCAUCGGUGCCUGAAUGUUGGACAUAAAAUAAACCAAUGCCGGGCCGAUACAAAUGAUAAGUGUGGGAUAUGCAGAAGAGCAGGACAUAGGCCUAGGGUUUGCAUGCUGAGAGAUAAACCAUUAGAAGAUUCACAACUAGCAAAAUUGACUUGUUUGAAUUGCGGGGAAAUUGGGCAUACAAAUUGCUACGAGCUUGAAAGCUACUCAAAAACAGUCUACUGCUGUAAAUGCGCAGAAAAAGGACAUCUGUGGGAUGAAUGUGAUAGGAAAAGAAAUAGAGAGGUGGAGGAGGAUCGGAGAAAAGAGAAUGAAGGACGAAAAAAACAAAAAAUAGAUAGUUUGUUUUAG